AUGGUGAAGAUUCCAGAGUUAUUUCAAUCUGUGGAUGCUUACCUUGGUCCAUAUGUCUUCCCUUUACUGGAAGAAACACGUGCUGAACUUAAAUCUUCCAUGUACACUAUUAAUGCAGCACCUUUUGCAGAGGUCACAUAUCUUAGAGCGGCAAAUCCUUCUGAUAAGCAAUCAUUUCUUUACGACGUUAAAGUUGAUAGCUGGAAAAAUAGAUUUAUGGAUAAUGGUAGUAAGCCAUAUAGAACCGUGCCUGGAGAUGUUGUUUUGCUUUCAGAUGGGAAACCUUCUGCGGUUGCUGACCUACAGUUAAAGUUUGAAGAGAAAACAAGAAUAAUUUUGUGA
Fraxinus pennsylvanica is the source of this 342-nucleotide messenger RNA. NCBI's taxonomy places the organism in Eukaryota, Viridiplantae, Streptophyta, Magnoliopsida, Lamiales, Oleaceae. The record is from the annotation of a GenBank genome assembly.